GUUUACAUUUGGUUCACAGACGGUUUCCUCAGUGGAUUUUGGGUUUUGAAACUUUUUGCUGAAGCUUGUUUUUAGUUGUUUGCUGAAGAUAUCCACAGUCAUGGAUAAAAAUUGUGACACAGCAGAAAAUGUUGCUUCAUCAAAGGCAUAUGUGCUCUGUGAGAUGCCAGCAGAGUGGACUUCUCUGCCCGUGCAUGCUGAUCCUGAGUCUUCUCCAUCUCCAAGCAAAAUUGCAGUUUAUAGAAAGCGAGGACGAAAACGAGCACUUGUUUAUGAAGGUUACAUUUGUCCACCUGCUCAUAGAAACGUGCCUAUGUCAAAACUGCAACCACCACCAAGACAGGAAAGCUUUGGGAUGAAGUAUCAAAGACUGAUGGAGAAGAUCAGGGCUGAGGCUGAAGCUCAGACUAAAAUCACCUUAGAACAACAAAUGAACAAAAAUUCUUCAACAAAUGUUGUUGUUGCAGAAGAAGAGCCAAGUAUCAUGCCAGGCCAUGAAGACAGUGCUGAUGAAUCAAAACUUCAGAAAAAAGAAGAGGCUAUAGCCACCAGUGAAACCAACACUGAUUGUCCACUUCCUCUAGUAACCUUUGAAAGGAGAGAGAGUUUGCUCCCAGCACCAUCUGUAAGUGGGACAGAAGAGGUUCUAGAUUGUUUCGAACCUUUGGAGGAUACAAGGGAGGACACAAGGGUGAAAUACACUGGAGUAUACAGUGAAAACAGCAAUUAUCCUCUUCCUCUAGAAACCCUUGAGAGAAAAGAGAUGUUACUUCCAGUACCACCUGUGGAAGGGUUUGAGUUUCUAGAUGGUUUUGAGCCUUUCUUUUUUGAGCCAGAUCAUAUUGACACUCCAGAGGAAUCCUUCCUUAUGUUCUUGGAGACAAUUUAGUGUGAAGCCUACGAAAUUUAGUGAAUAAAUGUUUUGAGCAGUGA
Molecule: messenger RNA, 933 nt
Organism: Larimichthys crocea (large yellow croaker)
Lineage: Eukaryota; Metazoa; Chordata; Actinopteri; Sciaenidae
Exons: 2
Coding region: 101-889 (262 amino acids)
Source: RefSeq, a predicted model, not a curated record